Molecule: messenger RNA, 4538 nt
Organism: Clunio marinus
Lineage: Eukaryota; Metazoa; Arthropoda; Insecta; Diptera; Chironomidae
Source: the annotation of a GenBank genome assembly
UUCAGUAUAAUUUUGCGACUCUUCGUGGUGAUAAAAAAAUCUUGAAGCCCCAGAUAACGAAGCUCUUACUGAGUGAAAAAUUUCUUAAAUAAAGUGUUUGAUUUUAAAUAAAUCAAAAUAGUCAGAAGAAAUAUUGAAAUGAAUCCUCCACUUGUUUUUUAUGUGAACGGAAAGAAAGUAACUGAUAAAGAACCUGAUCCCGAUUACACUCUUCUUCGUUAUCUUCGCGAAAAGCUUCGGUUGUGUGGCACGAAGUUAGGAUGUGAUGAAGGUGGUUGUGGUGCUUGUACAGUGAUGUUGUCAAGAUAUGAUUGGAAGAUUAAAACUGUUAAACAUUUCGCUGUGAAUGCUUGUUUGACGCCAAUCUGUAGCUUGCAUGGUGUUGCUGUUACAACUGUUGAAGGUAUAGGAAGUACAAGAACUCGUUUACAUCCUGUACAAGAAAGAAUUGCAAAAGCUCAUGGAUCGCAAUGUGGAUUCUGCACGCCAGGAAUUGUUAUGUCGAUGUACGCUUUACUUAGAAGCAUACCAAACCCAAAUAUGAAAGAUUUGGAAGCAACGUUCCAAGGUAAUUUGUGCAGAUGCACUGGAUAUCGACCGAUCAUCGAAGGUUACCGAACAUUUACUGAAGAUUAUAAAAUGGAAUGUGGAAUGGGAGAAAAAUGUUGUAAGUUGAAUGGAAAUCAAUGUGGAGUUGAAGUUGAUAACAAAUUAUUCGAGGAAAACGAGUUCGCUCCCCUCGACCCAUCACAAGAACCAAUUUUCCCUCCAGAAUUGAAAUUGAACAACAUUUAUGAUCAACAAACAUUGACAUUUAAGAACGACAGAAACAUUGUUUGGUAUCGACCGACAUCUUUGAAACAACUUCUUGAAUUUAAGAAGGAUAAUCCAAAUGCAAAGAUCGUCGUUGGUAACACGGAAGUUGGAGUUGAAAUAAAAUUCAAGCAUUGCGAUUACAAAUUUCUUGUGAACCCAACACAAAUUGAUGAACUUACUAGCGUUACUCUCAACGAGAAUGGAGUUAAAGUUGGAUCAGCUGUUACUUUGAUGGAACUGCAAAAUGUUCUUAAACACGAAAUUGAAAUGAAACCAGAACAUGAAACUCGAUUUUACAAAGCGUUAGUUGACAUGAUUCAUUGGUUUGCCGGACAACAAAUUCGAAACGUCGCUUCCAUUGGCGGGAAUAUCAUGACAGCUUCACCAAUUUCUGAUUUAAAUCCAAUUUUUUUGGCGGCUGCUGUUGAUUUGGAAGUUGAAAGCAUUGACGGUGGUCGAAGAAAUGUCAAAAUGUCUGAUGGAUUCUUCACUAGUUAUCGAAGGAACAUUAUAAAAGAUUCAGAAGUUUUAAUUUCCAUUUCACUUCCGAAAACAUUCAAAAAUCAACAUUUCUUGGCUUACAAACAAGCGAAACGCCGAGAUGAUGACAUUGCAAUUGUUAAUGGAGCUUUUAAUGUCAUCUUUAAGGAAGGUACAAAUAUUAUUGACAACAUGAGAAUUGCGUUUGGUGGUAUGGCCCCAAGAACAAUUUUAGCUUCGAAAACUUCUGCAGCAGUGAAAGGAAAAACUUGGGAUAGAAAUUUAAUCGAGAUUGUCAACAAACAUUUGAUUGAUGAAAUUCCUUUGUCCCCUGAUGCACCUGGUGGAAUGAUUCUUUAUCGACGUUCGUUAACUCUCAGUUUAUUCUUUAAAAGCUUCCUAACAAUCAGUCAAGCUUUAGAAAAAACUUUGGGACUGACAUUGGUUGAUGAAAGAGAGAAAAGUGGAGCCGAAGGUUUUCACACACUUCCACCAAAAAGUUCUCAACUCUUUGAGAAAGUUUCAUCUGAUCAACCUUUAACCGAUCCAAUUCAUCGUCCUAAAAUUCAUUCAUCUGGUUUUAAGCACGCGACUGGUGAAGCAGUUUACUGUGACGACAUUCCAAGGUUUGAGAAUGAACUUUAUCUUGUACUCGUGUUAAGUGAGAAAGCGCAUGCUAAAGUCAUUUCAAUUGAUGCGACAGAAGCUUUAAGUCAAUCUGGUGUGCAUGCAUUUUUCUCAGCUAAAGAUUUGACAGUGGAACAAAACUUGACUGGCCCCAUGGCCACAGACGAAGAGUUCUUCAUUAGAGAAGUUGUGACAAGUCAAGGGCAAGCUUUGGGUGCAAUCGUUGCUGACAAUCAAUUGAUCGCACAGAGAGCUGCACGAUUAGUUAAAGUUCAUUAUGAAGAACUUUCACCGGUCAUUCUCACAAUGGAAGAUGCAAUCAAACAUAAUUCAAUUUUUCCAGAUCAUUCCAGCACUUUAAUUAAUGGCGACGUUGAAAAAGCUUUCAAAACCGCUGAUCACGUUGUUAGUGGAGAAUUUCGUAUGGGAGGUCAAGAACAUUUUUAUCUUGAAACUCAAGCUGCGAUAGCCAUUCCAAGAGAUGGCGAUGAAUUGGAAAUAUUUUCAUCAACACAACAACCUGGCGAUAUACAAAAUCGAGUUGCUAGUUUCUUAAACAUUCCAUCUAGUCGCAUUUCAGUUCGUACAAAGCGAGUUGGUGGUGCAUUUGGAGGUAAAGAAACUCGAUCUUCAGUCACAGCGCUUCCUGUUGCAUUUGCUGCUUAUAAACUUGGCAAGCCUGUUAGAAUGAUGUUGGAUCGUGAUGAAGAUAUGAUGAUAACGGGCACAAGACAUCCAUUCUUGUUCAAGUAUCAAUUGGCCUUUAUGAAUGAUGGAAGGAUUGUUGGUUGCGAUGUGAAAGCAUUUAACAACGCAGGAUAUUCCUUGGAUUAUUCAGGACUUGUCAUGAAGAAAGCAGUUCAUGCGCUGCCUAAUUGUUAUAGAAUUCCGAACAUCAGAAUUGAAAGUAAAGUUUUGAAGACAAAUCUUCACACCAACACAGCAUUUCGUGGUUUCGGUUUACCACAAGGAAUGAUGGUUUCGGAACAUUUAGUUCGUGAUGUUGCAAAAUAUCUUAAGAAAGAUUACUUGGAAAUAAUGACGAUUAACAUGUACAAGAAUGGCGACUUAACUCAUUACAAUCAAGUUGUGGAAAAUUGCAAUGUUAGACGAUGCUUUGAAGAAGUUAAAAAGAGUUCAGAAAUGGAAAAACGUUCAUCGGAAGUUCGAAAGUUUAAUGAACAAAAUCGAUGGAAGAAGCGAGGGAUCAGUUUGGUCAACACGAUGUUCACUGUCGGAUUUUCAGAGAAAUUUUUGAACCAAGCUGGUGCUUUGGUUCAUAUUUAUACUGAUGGUCAUGUGUUGGUGUCUCAUGGUGGAGUUGAAAUGGGUCAAGGACUUCAUAUUAAAAUGAUUCAAGUUGCUUCAACAGUUUUGAAAAUUCCUAUUGAGAAAGUUCACAUUCAGGAAACUGCAACUGACAAAGUUCCAAACGCUUCAUCAACCGGUGCUUCUGUUGGUACUGACAUUUAUGGUGGUGCUGUCAUGGAAGCUUGUAAAAUAUUGUACAAUCGCUUAGCACCUUACCGUGAAAAGCAGCCAAACAAAGGAUGGGAUGAAUGGGUUAAAGAUGCAUAUUUCGAUCGAGUUGCAUUAUCAGCCGCAGGAUUUUUUGCAACACCAGACAUUGGCAAAGAAGUUGGAAAAAUGUUCAAUUAUUUCACUUAUGGCUCGAGUGUUUCCGAAGUUGAAAUUGAUUGUCUAACUGGCGAUCAUCAAGUUAUUCGGACAGAUAUUGUCAUGGAUGUUGGAUCGUCGAUUAAUCCAGCAAUUGACAUUGGCCAAAUUGAAGGCGCUUUCAUGCAAGGUUAUGGACUUUUGACUUUGGAAGAGUUGAUUUAUUCACCUGAUGGAACGUUAUAUUCCCGUGGUCCCGGAAUGUACAAGAUUCCUGGUUUCACCGAUAUUCCAGCAGAAUUCAACGUGUCACUUCUUACUGGAGCUCCAAACCCUCGAGCAGUUUACUCAUCAAAAGCUAUUGGCGAACCUCCACUUUUCCUGGCAUCUUCCGUAUAUUUCGCGAUUAAGGAAGCAAUUGCAGCUGCUAGAUUGGAAGAAAAUAUUGAUCCUGAUUUUCCUUUUCAAUCACCAGCAACGGCAGCUAGGAUAAGAAUGGCUUGUCAGGAUAAAAUCACGAGAAAUUUCGAGGAAAAUGUAGAAGGAAGUUUCAAGCCUUGGAAUGUUGUACCAUAAUUAAUUCUUUUAAUUAAAAAUAUAAAUUUUGUAAUGACUUGCUUUGAGCUAAAACGAUGUCAAUAACUUUCAUUUUUAAUUAGUUAAAGUUUUUAUCGAAUUUAUGGAUCUGAGCUCAGAGUCUUCAACAUUGAUCCAAAAUUCAACUAAUUAAAUAUUUAUUUGCAAUUUUUAACUGAUGAUUGCAGAGUGCACAUGUAAAAUAAAAUAAUUAACAACUUGAAUUGAUGGAACCAACAACACAACACAUCAAUAAUUGAUUUCACGAUCUAUUAUGAUUUUUAGAGCUUCAUUAGUGUUUGUUAAGCUUUUGCAUUGUGGUGUGGAAAUGUUUUUGAAAAAUUCUUUAUCGCUUGAUGACUGAUUUAAAUUCGUUUACCACUUACGUGUACUUUUCAUUCAAUUUCCAAACUUGAAUGAGA